AUGUGUUAUAUUCUUUACACGCUUCAUAAGUGCAAUCACUGGGUCGCACAACCCCAGCCAGGAAACGGACCGGUGCUGAGGAUCUGCUCUGAUGCGGAGACACUACGGCUUGGUAGGCCGUGCCCGGAAACGGAACAUCGGGUUGAGAAUAGGAGUCAGGGCUUGUGUGAUGGAUGUAUGUGGAAGGGGAUUACAAAAUGA
Lindgomyces ingoldianus is the source of this 201-nucleotide messenger RNA. RefSeq lists its product as uncharacterized. The transcript has a single exon. NCBI's taxonomy places the organism in Eukaryota, Fungi, Ascomycota, Dothideomycetes, Pleosporales, Lindgomycetaceae. The coding region runs from base 1 to 201 and encodes 66 amino acids. The record is from RefSeq and is a predicted model, not a curated record.